AUGGACAAAUAUCUUCGUAAUUGGCGACAAGACGCCUUAAACAAGGGCCAACACGAUGCAGCAAUCUAUAUUGGCGACAAAGUGCUGGCAUUGAGCAACUCUGAUGGAGAUGCGUUCUGGCUGGCUCAAGUCCACUUCUCCAACAACAACUACACCAGAGCAUUGGCAAUUCUCUCGAAGAAAGAUCUCAUUAAUAGGAGUCUUUCAUGUCGCUAUUUAGCAGCCCACUGCUACAUCAAGCAGGGUCGAUACGAGCAAGCCUUAAUUCUACUUGGCGAGGAUAAUCCUAUACACCUGAUCCAGUCUGUGCAACAUAAUGCAAGGAGAAAGCUUGCGCAUACGAAUGGCUUGGGCAGGCACAUUACCCAGAGAGGUCGUGGAGAGAGGGACAGGAUAGAAUACAGCGAAGAGAGGGAACGAGACCGCGAGCAAGAGAAGGAAUUGAAGUUCCAAGCAGGCAUGUGCUACUUAAGAGGCCUUUGCUGGUCAAAGAGGAAUGCUUUCGACAAGGCCAAAGACUGCUUCAUGGCUGCCGUUCGCAUCGAUGUCCAAUGUUUCGAAGCAUUUGACCAACUCAUGAAGAACUCUUUACUCACACCAGCCGAAGAAAUUCAAUUUCUCAAUGAGCUCGACUUCGACAGCAUACGAACCGAAGAACCUGCACAAGCACAGGAAGCCGCUCAUUUAACAAAGCUGUUGUACACGACUAGACUCUCCAAAUACUCUUCUCCUCAAACCAUGACAGAUGCCACCGAGACCCUAGCAACCCAUUACAACUUGGCUGACAAUCCAGACCUUAUGCUCACCCAAGCCGAAACUCUCUACACACAAUGUCGUUUCCACGAAGCCUUGGCGAUUACUACUCAGAUCCUCAAUUCCUCCUCCAAUGCAGAAAGAGAAGACCUUGAUCAGAAUCCUGAUGUUAUGGCCUCAUUGGGGCAUGCACCGAAUCUCUAUCCCCUUCAUAUUGCCUGUUUGUACGAGACUUCACAACACAAUACCCUCUUCCACUUGUCACACACAUUAUCUCUACACGCUCCACACGAGUCAUACACGUAUCUUGCAAUAGCUACCUAUUACCUAAGCACCGCACGUAUCCCUGAGGCACGUCGGUUUUUUAGCAAAGCCAGUCUGAUGAACCCUCAUAGUGCAGAGGCUUGGAUUGGAUUUGCACAUACCUUUGCAGCCGAGGGGGAACACGAUCAGGCCAUCGCAGCUUACAGCACCGCUAGCCGGCUAUUUCAGGGCAGCCAUCUGCCUAGUCUAUUUCUCGGCAUGCAACAUCUGGGCUUGGGGAACAUGACACUAGCGUGGGAAUACGUACUGCAUGCAUUCUCUAUGUCUUCGGGUGCUGGCUCGGUUUCUGCAGCAUCAUCAGUAACUGCCUCAAGAGCGAAGACCGAGGAAGAUACGAAUCGCCUCAACCAGCUUGUCUUCACGCAACCGCACGCACUCAAAGGUGAUCCCCUCGUCAUCGGUGAGCUAGGUGUGAUCUUGUAUCAUCAAACAAAUCUCAAUGUUGCAGCUAAGCUGUUCAAGCGCGGUCUUGAGCUCGCUGCCCAACUAGGCUGCGAUAUGAGUGCAUGGGUCGCGGUCAGAGGCAACCUAGCUCAUGCAUUACGAAGAAUGGGACGAUAUCAGGAAUCGCUGGAUCAAUUUGACGAAUGUCUCCGACAAUUGACUGGAGGUGCCUCGUCGAUUCUAUCAGGUUUAGGUAAGAACUUUACAAGCAUGAAUCUCAGUGUUGACAGUGGCGCAAUCUCGACCGGGUUGACAGCGCAUUCUGUAAGCGCAGGCUACGAACAGCGGAAUUUGCUGGCAGCAAUCCACACUGCUCGUGGUUUGGUACUGUUGAGCAUGAUGAGUCGGACCAGAGAAGCAGUAGAAGCUUUGCACGAAGCUGUACGGAUUUCAGGUGGAGAUGCUGGUGGUGGUGGUAUGGCUGGAACCCUGCUGACUCGAGCAAUGGAAGUUUGGGCUGCAGAGCAAGACAACGAGGAUGACGCGGAAGACGCUUUCAGUGAGGACGAAGACGACACUGAGCAACCUCAACACCACGCCACGUCGCGAGCCGGAACAGGUAGAGACUUCCAGCAGCCAGGCAUACAUGCAGAUCUGGACAUGAACGAUCUCAUUUCCAGAAAGUUGGACAAAGACGCGGAAAAUCUACUGGACGGAAUUCUAAUGCCAAGCUAUUCGAAAUAUGGCAGGCAGCCAAGUGAAGAGAUACCAGUUCAGAGUGGGCACAAUCUUGGACGUAGGAGAGCUCCUGGUGAGCAAAGUUUCGAGGUUGAGGUACAGGAGCCAAGUCAAUCGUGGUCUACACGAGCACGACGCGAGCGCUGA
Molecule: messenger RNA, 2346 nt
Organism: Lithohypha guttulata
Lineage: Eukaryota; Fungi; Ascomycota; Eurotiomycetes; Chaetothyriales; Trichomeriaceae
Gene: cut9
Product: anaphase-promoting complex subunit Cut9
Exons: 2
Coding region: 1-2346 (781 amino acids)
Biological process (GO): cell division; positive regulation of mitotic metaphase/anaphase transition; anaphase-promoting complex-dependent catabolic process
Cellular component (GO): cytoplasm; anaphase-promoting complex
Molecular function (GO): protein binding
Source: RefSeq, a predicted model, not a curated record